AUGGCAUCUCGCAGCCUCUUCGCAUCCUCGUCGUCAUGGCGCAGGAUAGCGACGCAGGCUCGAGAUGUCCCCCGGUCCCUAUCGAUCAGCGUCCGACACAGCUCCAGCCAUAGCAGCUCGACCUCGGCUAUCGCCUACAAGGCAAUUCGUCGCCGGCAAGCACCUCUCCCCGUCAGCGACCAGCCGCCCUCGUGGUCAGCCCAGGCGGCUGUUUCCAACAUCCUCUACGAGACUCCGUCUCCGUCGGCAGCCCCUCCGAAGCGGCAUGUGCUCAAUUGCCUCGUCCAAAACGAGCCCGGUGUACUCUCGCGCGUCUCAGGUAUCCUGGCCGCCCGGGGCUUUAACAUCGACUCGCUGGUCGUGUGCAGCACCGAGGUAGAAGACCUGUCGCGCAUGACGAUUGUGCUCACGGGUCAGGAUGGAGUCGUCGAGCAAGCCCGCCGGCAACUCGAGGACCUCGUUCCGGUUUGGGCUGUCCUCGACUACACAAACUCUGCCUUGGUGCAGCGCGAGCUGCUUCUGGCCAAGAUCAACAUCCUUGGGCCGGAGUAUUUUGAGGAAUUGCUCGCACACCACCGGGAAAUCACGGCCGACGGAACCGAAGAGGAGAACGGCCAGGAGGCUAGUAAGCCCAGCCUGGAGGAGGCUGCCAACGACUUCCACCCCAGCCGGUUGGCUGCUAGCCAGGCACUUCGUCUCAAGCACGAGCACCUGAAGAACAUCACCUACUUUACUCACCAGUUCGGCGGCAAGGUUCUGGACAUUAGCACUAAUAGUUGCAUUGUCGAGGUCUCUGCGAAACCCUCCAGGAUAGACUCGUUCCUCAAGCUCAUUGCUCCUUUCGGCAUCCUUGAAUCUGCUCGCACCGGGUUGAUGGCGCUGCCAAGAUCCCCUCUAUACGGGCCUGAUGAGGAUACCCACGUCAAGGAUGCCGAUGAAGUUGUCGACGCCAGCCAGCUUCCCCCGGGUUAA
Messenger RNA from Canariomyces notabilis, 972 nucleotides. RefSeq names its product acetolactate synthase. Gene Ontology annotation, biological process: branched-chain amino acid biosynthetic process. The record is from RefSeq and is a predicted model, not a curated record. Gene Ontology annotation, molecular function: acetolactate synthase regulator activity. The transcript is spliced from 2 exons. Bases 1 to 972 code for a protein of 323 amino acids. NCBI's taxonomy places the organism in Eukaryota, Fungi, Ascomycota, Sordariomycetes, Sordariales, Chaetomiaceae. Gene Ontology annotation, cellular component: mitochondrial nucleoid; acetolactate synthase complex.